GUCUGGCUGUUACAUGCUCUCCAGAUUUCGAGGAAGCAUACUCCCCAAAGCAAGAACCUUCAAUCUAUUCAGCAAGCGGAAUAUCACCACCAUGUCUGAGAAACUUAUCGUCAUUGUCGGCAUCACUGGCAACCAGGGUGCCUCUGUCGCCGACGUCUUCCUCAAGACCCCCGGCUGGAAAAUCCGUGGCAUCUCACGUGACCUGACGAAAGGAUCGUCCAAAGAAUGGUCCGACAAAGGCGUUGAGAUGGUCGCCGCCGACCUUAACGACGCCGAAUCCCUGAAGAAAGCUUUCGCUGGCGCGAACGUUGCCUUCGGCGUCACCGACUUCUGGCAGAGCGUCAAGAUCCCGGCCAACCAUGCCAAAGCCGCGCAAGAAGGCCGGACCAUCAAUGAAGUCGCGUACGACAUCGAGGUGCAGCAAGGAAAGAACAUUGUCGAUGCGGCAGCGGCUACCGUCAAGACGCUGGAUCGGUUCGUGUUGAGCACUUUGAGCAGUACGAAGAAGUGGAGUAAGGGCGCGAUUACGUUUAACCUGCAUUUCGAUGCGAAGUGGGAGGCGGUCGAGUAUUUGAGGGCGACGUAUCCCGAGUUGGAGAAAAAGACAAGCUUCUUGCAGGUUGGGUACUUUGCGACCAACUGGAGGGGUGGAGGAAUGAUGGCACCGAGGAAGCAACCGGAUGGCACGUAUAUUCUCCGGGUUUCCAUGUCUGGCGAUGUCAAGUUCCCAAUGACAGACCCCCGCGCCGACGUUGGCAGCUUCACCAAAGCUCUGGUGGACGUUCCGGCCGGCAAGAACUUGAUCGGCGCUGGGAGCAAGCUCAGCUGGAAGGAGUGGGCGGCGCUCUGGGGCGAACACAACGGCAAGACGAUCACUUAUGAAGUGGCGCCGCGAUCAGAGCUAGAGGACGCCAUUCCUGGCCCAGUCGGCAAGGAGCUGGCUGAUAUGAUCGAGUACAUUGACAAGUUUGGCUACGACGGCAACGAUCCUGAUGUCGUUUAUCCCGAAGAUCUUGGUAUCGAGGUUCCUCGCACGACUAUGGCGGAGUACAUCAAGAAGACUGAUUGGACGCCAUGUUUGUAGGUUUUCUUGGAGGGAAGCCCCUAGUGGAUGAGAGAAAGAAGUUAUAUGUUCCUGUACGGCCCGGUUCCGCUGUGUGGGCCGUUCUCGUAGCCUAGCAUAAAUUCUACCGGUCAAUUUAAAGCUUGCUCG
Mytilinidion resinicola is the source of this 1213-nucleotide messenger RNA. RefSeq names its product NAD(P)-binding protein. The coding region runs from base 92 to 1084 and encodes 330 amino acids. The record is from RefSeq and is a predicted model, not a curated record. Lineage: Eukaryota; Fungi; Ascomycota; Dothideomycetes; Mytilinidiales; Mytilinidiaceae. The transcript is spliced from 4 exons.